AUGGAAGAAAGUGAUGUGUAACAAAAUGUGAAAGCACAAGAAUAAAACAAAUUGUACAGUAGUAAUGAGAUUGAAAAUUUCAAUUAGUAUUUAAGUGCAAUUUGUUUGAGUUUAUUAAUCAUCGAUAAAGAUUAAUGGAAUGUAGCUUGUCAUGAGGAUGUGAAUCAAUAGGUAUAAAUAAUAAUAAUAUGAAUAGAAUAUUUGUUAAUUUUUAUCAGAUUCUUAGAUUAAGGCUAUAAUAGUGAGUAAGACAAUAGAGAAUGAAAAAUUGAAUAUUUAAAUUCGGUCAGAGUAUGAGGCAACAAACAAUUAUGCUCAUACAAUUUGCUUUUUAAAGAGACAUACAUUUCAAUAUGAUAGCCAGAUGCAACCUUAACAAUUUAGUAAUCAUAUAUAAGUGAUAAAUAUUGGAUAUGCGGAAUAAUAAGGUGGAGCAAAUCCAUUCACAUUAUCUCAUAAUUAUGUAUAAAAUUGUUUCAUACCAAUAUUUACAUAAUACAAAGGAGAAAUAGACAAAAAGAGAAUAGUGGAUCAAUCAAGUUAUAAUGAUUUAAUAAAGAAGUUGAAUGAGGUCAAUUUGGCAUUUAUUAAAUGCAGAUAGAAUGUUGAAGUACCUGAAAUAAUUUUAUAAUUUGAUCCAAGAAUAAAAGAGGCUGUUAAAUUAAGAGGAGGUAAACCAACAAUCGAAGAUGCAGCUUAAUUAAAUAAGUCUGAUAUAGUAUAAUCUAUAUCAUAGACUGUGACAAGAUGGAUAUCCGAUAUUAAUUAAAUAUCAAAUACAAAGUUGGAAUUAACAAAUGCUAGUAUUGUAGAUGAAAUUAAUUAUUGGAUGAGUAUGGAAAGAUCAUUGUUUUUUAUUGAAAAUUAAUUAAAAUAACCAGAAGUAGAUUUUACUAUUGAAGUUUUAACAUAAGCAAAAAAAAUGAAUAUUACAGCUUAAUUUAAAGAAAUAGCCUUAAAAUAAAGUUUAUAGAAAUGUCAAUCAUGUAAUCAAUUCAUGAAAGAAUUUCCAAUUAAUAAUUUAUUAAUUGCAACAAGUCUUGUAGAAAUUAAAGAUGCCAUGAUCUAAAUAUUUUAACAUAUGAAAAAGUUAUCAAAUAUUUAAGAAAUUUACACUAUUCCUAGAUCAUUAUAAUUGGCAGAAUCCUUUUCAAGAGAAUUAACUAAUGAAAUGAUUAAAUAUUAUAAAGGAUUUUCAAUAUUACAUAUUAAAUAUGUUGACUUUAAAGGUUUGAUUAUAAAGACUCAAGAAAUUUUUAGUUAAUGGGAUGAAGAAUAUAAAAUAUUUAAAUAAAGUAUAGUUAAGAAAUCAAUGCAUUAAAAGGAUUAAUAUGGGUAAUUUGAACAUAUCAAAUUAUAGAAGUAAAUUACACAUAUUUAAAGAUUGAGAGAAAUGCAUGAAAAUCUAAAAGAAGUUAUUGAAUAGAUAAUUUAAAAUGAUUAAGAGGAAUAAAAAGAAAAUGUUUAAUAGUUUGUUACAUUAUAAGAAAUAUAAUAAGCAUAUGAUAUUUUUUAAAAUGUUGAGGUAUUUGAUUUAAGUAAAGAUGGAGAAGAUUAAUUUUUUAGAGCAUUAAAAUAAUAUGAGAUUGCAAUAGAAUCUGUAGAAGCUACUAUCACAACUAAUUUAAGAGAUUCGCUUGGUUCAGCAUCAUCUGCAAAAGAAAUGUUUAGAAUUUUAGCUAAAUUCAAUAAAUUAUUUUCAAGACCAAGAAUUAAGGGAGCAAUUUAAGAAUAUUAAUCUUAAUUAUUAAAAACUGUUUAUAAAGAUAUUUAAUCAUUAUAAAACAAAUUCAAAGAAUCGUAUUAAAAAAGUUAAAAUUCAAGAUUGGCAUCUGCAAGAGAUAUUCCAUUAACCUCUGGAUUUGUUAUUUGGUCAAAAUAAUUAUAAAUUAGAUUAUAGAAAUAUAUGCAAAAAGUAGAAUAAAUAUUAGGACCUUAAUGGGCUGAAGAUACAGAUGGUAAGAAAUGUAAAGAAAUGGGAGAAACAUUUGAAAGAAUUCUUGAUUCUGGACCAGCUUUGGAAGAAUGGAAAUCAGAAAUCAAUCAACAUAAUAAAGCUGUUAGUCAAAAUGAAAAGUUGUUUGAAGUUGUUACAAGAAGAAGAGGAUUAGAAAUCAGAGUAAAUUAUGAAAAAAAAUUAAGUUAACUCUUCAAAGAAGUGAGAAACUUAAGUAAUAUGAAAACUAAAGUACCUUAUUCAAUCUCUCAUAUUGCUAAUGAUGUUAAGGCUUCAUAUCCUUUUGCUUUAUCUUUAUAAGAAUCAUUACAUACUUAUAUUUAGAUUACAUCUUAAUUGAAUGCUAAAUCUGCAAAAUUAGUAGCUGCAUUAAGAAAAGAAGUUCAACUUUAAAUUGGUUAAGGAUUUAAUUAUUUAUGGACUCAUAAAACUUAAUUAUAACCUUAUGUUAAAAAAUUUACUGAUAAAGUUUUUGAAUUAGAAUAGGCUGUUAAUGGAUUAAAUGAAAGAAUUGGUUAAAUCGAAUCUUUAUGUGAAGCUAUGAAAACAUGUCCAGUAGAUUCUUUAAAUGAAAAAUUAAAAGAUAUUCAAGAAGUUAUUGAUUAACUUUGUUUCAAUAAUUUCUCAAAUUUACAUAUUUGGAUCUAAGAUAUUGAUAAAUAAAUUGAAAGUAUUUUAUGUGAUAGAGUAACUGUCUAAAUGAAAGAAUGGUUAAAUUAAUUCAUUAAUUAUUAAAAAAUAUAAGAAAGAGGACUUGUAAAUUAAACUGUUGUUCAUGAAUUGAAAUUAUAAGAUUAAAUCAUUUAUGUCGAUCCUCCUGUUGAAUAUGCUAAAUAUUUCUGGCUUUAAGAAUUUCAUAAAAUGAUAGGAUAAAUUUGCAGUUUGCCUAGAUUAGUUGCUAAUAGAUUUGAUAAUACUAUUUAAUAAAAUACAGGGCCAUGGGGUACAUAAAGAGAUUUAGAUUAUUCUACUACCAUUAAUAAAAUUAAUUAAUAAUUGAUUAAAGAUGCUUAUGCAUAAAUUGGAUUAUUAUUGGAAGAAAUGGAAUAAUAUGUUUAAACUUGGUUAAAUUAUCAAUCUUUAUGGGAAUUAGAUAUAAAAUAGGUAGAACAAAUAUUAUAAGAUGAUAUUGAAAAGUGGCAAUAAAUGUUAACUGAUAUAAAAUAAGGGAGAGCAACAUUUGAUAAUUCAACAACUGAGGAACAUUUUGGAGCAAUAAUAAUAGAUUAUAGAAUGGUUUAGGUAAAAAUAAAUCAUAAGUAUGAUGCAUGGCAUAAAGAAUUAUUAAAUCAUUUUGGUCAUAAGUUUGGUGAAUAAUUACGUGUAUUUAAUAAGAAUGUGACAUCAGAAAAAGAUAAGCUGUUGAAAAUAAAUUUUUAAGAUUUAACAUCAGAUAUAAUUGAAUCGAUAACUAUAAUUUAGGAAUAGGAUAAGAAAUUUCCUAGUUGGUCAGCUGAUAUAGAAUCAUUUAAGAAUGGAUAGAAGGUUUUGGAUAGACAAAGAUAUCAAUAUCCAUAAGAUUGGUUAAGUUUUGAAUAGGUAGAGAUGUAAUGGAAUUAAUUUAAAUAGAUUCGAAGCAAGAAACUAUAAUAAUAAGAGAAUGAAAUGAACAAUAUUUAAUCAAAAAUUCAAUAAGAUGAGAGAUAUUUAAAUUAAUAAAUAUAAGAGAUAGAAGAUUAAUGGAAGACAUCUAAGCCAGAUUCAGGAGAUUGUUCUCCAAAUGAAGCUGAAUAAAUUUUGAAGAGUUUAAAUGAAUAACUUAGAUCAGUUUAAGAGAAAUAUGAAAAGUGUAGUUAAGCAAAGGAGAUUUUAAAAAUGGAUCCCCCUACUCAUUAAUAAAAAUUGAAUGUUUUAUUGGAAUCAAUAUCAGAUCUAUAAGAUGUAUGGUAAGAAUUGGGAAAGGUUUGGAAAGUAAUGUAAUCAAUAAAGGAUUAAUUGGUUUCAGCUUUAUAAAAUAAGAAGAUAAAGGAUACAUAUGAUGAAGCAUAGAAAUAGUUAAAUGGAGUAUCAAGUAAGACAAGGAAUUAUGAUGCAUUUGAAAAGAUGAAGGAUAAGGUAAAGAAUUAUAUAAAGAUGAAUAAAUUAAUAAAUGAUUUAAAAGAAGAUUCAAUGAAAGAGAGACAUUGGAGAUAAUUGUUAUCAAAAUUAAAAGUGAAUGAAUCAUUAAAUUAAUUAUAAAUGUAACAUUUAUGGAAUGCAAAUCUUUUAAAUUAUGAGAAUUUAGCUAAAGAUAUAAUGACAGUAGCAAGAGGAGAAUAAGUGUUAGAAUCGAUGAUAUCAGCAGUAAAAGAUUAUUGGAAUUAAUUUGAAUUAGAAUUAGUAAAAUAUUAGACAAAAUGUAAAUUGAUAAGAGGAUGGGAUGAAUUAUUUUAGAAAUUGGAAGAAGAUUUAAAUAAUUUAGCAUCAAUGAAAAUAUCUCCAUUUUAUAAAACAUUUGAAGCAGAGAUUUCAUAAUGGGAUGACAAAUUAUAAAAAGUAAAAUUAACGAUGGAUAUUUGGAUUGAUGUAUAAAGAAGAUGGGUUUAUUUAGAAGGUAUUUUCUUUGGUUCUUCUGAUAUAAAAACAUAAUUAUAAAAUGAAUACAAUAAAUUUAAAGAUAUUGAUAGUUAAUUUACUAAUUUAAUGAAAAAAGUAGCUUAGAAACCAUAAUUAAUGGAUGUCUAAGGGAUUCCAAAUUUAGCAAAGACUUUAGAGAGAUUAAGUGAUUUUUUAUAGAAGAUUUAGAAAGCAUUAGGUGAUUAUUUAGAAACAUAAAGAUAAGCAUUUGCUAGAUUUUAUUUUGUAGGAGAUGAUGAUUUAUUAGAUAUAAUAGGUAAUUCUAAAGAUGUAACUAAUGUUUAAAGACAUUUUCCAAAGAUGUAUGCAGGAAUAGUACAAUUAUAAAGUAGAAAGGAUGGAAAUGAUGAUGUAGUAUUAGGGAUGUCAAGUAAAGAGGGAGAAAUAGUUUAAUUUAGUAAGGAAGUAAAGAUUGCAGAAGAUCCUAGAAUAAAUAUAUGGUUAGGAAAGGUAGAUAAUGAAAUGAUGAAUUCAUUGGCAUUAGAUUUAGAGAAAUCUGUUUAAGAUAUAUAAGCAAAUUAAUAGAAUAGAAUGAAAGUUAUAGAAGAACAUCCAGCUUAAAUAAUAUUAUUAGCAUUACAAGUAGGAUGGUGUUUUUCAGUUGAAUCAUCAUUUAAUAAUGAAUAAUAAAUGAAAUAAACAUUAUAAUAUGUAUUAGAAUUUUUAUCAGAAUUGGCAGAAAGUGUAUUAAAAGAUCAUCCUAAACAAUUAAGAUAGAAAUUUGAAUAAAUUAUAACAGACUUUGUUCAUUAAAGAGAUGUAAUUAGAUUAUUAAUGAACAGUAAAAUUAAUAAUAAAAAUGAUUUUGGUUGGUAAUAUCAUAUGAGAUUUAAUUGGAAUUCUAAAGAAGCAGAUCCUGGAAAAAGAUUAUUAAUAUAAAUGGGUAAUGCAUAAUUUCAUUAUGGAUUUGAAUAUUUGGGAGUAGCUGAAAAAUUAGUAUAGACUCCAUUAACUGAUAAAUGUUUUUUAACUUUAACAUAAGCAUUACAUUUAAGAAUGGGAGGAUCUCCAUUUGGACCUGCAGGUACAGGUAAAACAGAAAGUGUAAAAGCAUUAGGAGCAUAAUUGGGUAGAUUUGUAUUAGUAUUUAAUUGUGAUGAAACAUUUGAUUUUAAUGCAAUGGGUAGAAUCUUUGUAGGAUUAUGUUAAGUAGGAGCAUGGGGUUGUUUUGAUGAAUUUAAUAGAUUAGAAGAACGUAUGUUAUCUGCUUGUUCAUAAUAAAUAUUAUUAAUAUAAACUGGAUUAAGAGAAAAAUAAAAAUAAAUAGAAUUAAUGGGAAAAGAUGUUAAAUUAAAUUCACAAAUGGGAGUAUUUGUAACUAUGAAUCCUGGAUAUGCAGGUAGAUCUAAUUUACCAGAAAAUUUGAAAUAGUUAUUUAGAUAAAUGGCCAUGGUUAAACCAGAUAGAGAAUUAAUUGCUUAAGUUAUGUUAUUUAGUUAAGGAUUCAGAACUGCUGAAAGAUUAGCUGGUAAAAUUGUAUCAUUAUUUGAAUUAUGUGAUAAUUAAUUAUCAUCAUAACCACAUUAUGAUUUUGGUUUAAGAGCACUAAAAUCAGUACUCAAUUCUGCUGGUAAUAUGAAAAGAUAAGAAAUGAUUGAUAGGAAAUAAGAACCUGUACCAUAAUCUGAAAUUGUAGAAUUUGAAUAAACUAUUCUAUUAAGAAGUGUUUGUGAUACUGUAGUACCAAAAUUAAUAAAAGAUGAUAUUAAAUUACUAGAAACAUUAUUAUAAGGUGUAUUUCCAGGAUCUUGUAUUCCUGAAAUUAAAGAAGAAGAAUUAAGAAAAGAAUUAGCUUUAGCAUGUUAAAGAAAGAACCUCUAAUCUAGUAAAACCUUCAUUGAAAAAGUGUUAUAACUAUAUCAAAUUUAAAGAUUAUAACAUGGACUUAUGUUAGUUGGACCAUGUGGAUGUGGUAAAAGUGCUGCUUGGAGAGUGUUAUUAGAAGCUAUGUAUAAAUGUGAUAAAGUUAAAGGAGAAUCUUAUAUUGUUGAUCCUAAAGCUAUUUCUAAAGAUGAGUUAUAUGGUAGAUUAGAUAACACAACAUUAGAAUGGACUGAUGGAGUAUUUACAUCUAUUUUAAGAAAAAUUAUAUCUAAUUAAAGAUAAGAAAGUACUAGAAGACAUUGGAUUAUAUUUGAUGGUGAUGUUGAUCCUGAAUGGGCUGAAAAUCUUAACUCUGUUCUUGAUGAUAAUAAAUUACUCACUUUACCUAAUGGUGAAAGAUUAGCUAUUCCUCCUAAUGUUCGAAUGAUUUUUGAAGUUGAAACUCUUAAAUAUGCUACCUUAGCUACUGUCUCAAGAUGUGGUAUGGUCUGGUUUAGUGAAGAAACUAUUAAUGAUGAUAAUAUAUUCUAUCAUUUCAUGGAAAGACUCAAAUAAGAUGAUUAUGAUUAAUAAAAAAAUGAAGAUGAAAAUAAUAAAUAAACUACUAAUUCUUAAGAAACUGAACUUAGAGCUAAAUGUGUUAAAGCUCUUGACUAAGUUAUUAAAUAUUUAUCCUCAUUUCUAUCCGUUGCUUAAAAAUAAGAAUAUAAACAUGUCAUGGAAUUCACUAGAAUCAGAGUCUUAGAAAGCACUUUUGCAUUAGUUAGAAGAAGUAUUUCUAAUAUUAUUGAAUAUAAUGAAAAUAACUCAGAAGUACCCUUAGAGGAAGAGUAAAUUUCAGAUUAUAUGGUUAAACAAUUUUUAAUUGCUGUCAUGUGGGGUAUUGCUGGAUCUAUGAAUCUUUAUUAAAGAACUCAAUAUUCUAAAGAAAUCUGCUAAUUAUUGCCACAUAAUAUAAUUCUUCCAUAAUUUACAGAGAGUGCACCUUCCUUAAUUGAUUUUGAAGUUACUUUACCAGAAGCUUAAUGGAGUUAAUAUAAAAAAAAGGUACCAUAAAUAGAAAUUGAUCCAUAAAGAGUGACUGAUGCUGAUCUUAUUAUCGAAACUGUUGAUACUCUUAGACAUAAGGAUGUUCUCUGUGGAUGGCUUAAUGAACAUCGACCAUUUUUAUUAUGUGGACCCCCAGGUAGUGGUAAAACUAUGACUCUGAUGAGUACACUUAAAGCUUUAACUGAUUUCGAGAUGAUCUUUAUCAAUUUUAGUAGUUCAACAAUGCCUUAAUUAAUAAUUAAAUAAUUUGACCAUUAUUGCGAAUACAAGAAAACUACUAAUGGAGUCUUUUUAUAACCAAAAAAUUAAAAAUGGCUUGUUGUAUUUUGUGAUGAAAUCAAUCUACCUGAUUAAGAUAAAUAUGGAACAAUGGCAAUUAUCACUUUCUUAAGAUAAUUAACAGAAUAACAUGGAUUUUGGAGAUCAUCUGAUAGAUAAUGGAUUUCACUUGAGAGAAUUUAAUUUGUUGGAGCAUGCAAUCCUCCUACUGAUGUUGGUAGAAAACCACUUACUCCAAGAUUUCUUAGACAUUGUCCUCUUAUUCUUGUUGAUUUUCCAGGACCAGAAUCACUCAAAUAAAUUUAUGGAACUUUCAAUAAAGCUAUGCUUAGAAGAACUGUUAAUUUAAAAUAACAUUCUGAAUAACUUACUAAUGCAAUGGUCGAAUUUUAUACUAAGUCAUAAUAACAUUUUACUGCAGAUCAAUAAGCUCAUUAUAUAUAUUCUCCAAGAGAAUUAACACGAUGGAAAUAUGCUUUGAAUGAAGCCUUAGAGCCUCUUGAAUCUGUUGAAGACCUUGUAAGGCUUUGGGCACAUGAAGGUUUGAGAUUAUUCCAAGAUAGAUUGGUACAUGAACAUGAAAAGGAGUGGUGUAAUAAGCUUGUUGAUUAAGUGGCUUAUAAUAAUUUUAACAAUUUGAAAGAUGAAGCAUUACAAAGACCUAUUCUAUUCAGUAAUUAUUUACAUAAGGUUUAUCAAAGUGUUGAUAGAGAAGAAUUGAGAAAGUACAUCUAAGGUAGAUUAAAGCAAUUUAAUGAAGAAGAGUUAUCAGUUCCAUUAGUUGUUUUUGAUGAUGUACUUGAUCACAUAUUAAGAAUUGAUAGAGUCUUAAAAUAACCUUUAGGACAUCUUUUAUUGGUUGGAUCAUCAGGAGUAGGUAAAACAACACUUACUAGAUUUGUAAGUUGGAUUAAUAAUUUAACUGUGUUUUAGAUCAAGGCAGGAAGAGAUUAUUCAUUAGCAGAUUUUGAUAAUGAUUUAAGAGAAGUAAUGAAGAGAGCUGGUGCAAAAGGGGAGAAGAUUACAUUUAUAUUUGAUGAAUCUAAUGUAUUAGGUCCAUCAUUUUUAGAAAAGAUGAAUGCAUUAUUAGCAUCAGGGGAAAUUCCAGGAUUAUUUGAAAAUGAUGAAUAUUUGGCAUUGAUAAAUUUAUUAAAAGAAAAUUCAAGUUAAAACAAAUAGUUUGAUUCAUCAGAAGAAUAAUUAUUUAAGAAUUUCACAUAUUAAGUAUAAAGAAAUUUACAUGUUGUUUUUACAAUGAAUCCAAAGAAUCCAGAUUUUUCAAAUAGAACAGCAUCAUCUCCAGCUUUGUUUAAUAGAUGUGUGAUAGAUUGGUUUGGAGAUUGGACAAAUGAGGCACUUUUUUAAGUAGGAAAAGCAUUUACAAUGUAUAUUGAUCCUCCUGAGAAUGCAUUCAGUAAAAAGAUUAAAGAUGAAAGUCAAAGAUAACACAUUUUAGUAUCAACAUUAGUUUAUAUAUAAAAUACUAUAAUUGAAUUAAAUAAUAGAUUAUAAAAAGGUGCAAAAAGAUUCAAUUAUAUAACACCAAGAGAUUAUUUAGAUUUCUUAAAGCACUUUGAGAAAUUACAUAAUGAGAAGAAAUCAUAAUUAGAAGAUUAGUAAUUGCAUUUGAAUGUUGGUUUGGAUAAGUUAAAAGAGACAGAAUAAUAAGUAUUGGAAAUGUAGAAAAGUUUAGAUUCAAAGAAGAUUGAGUUGUAGACAAAAGAAAGAUAAGCAGGUGAGAAAUUGUAGACAAUUAUUGAAGAAAAGAAGAUAGCAGAAAGAAAGAAGGAAGAUAGUACAAGAUUAUCAAGUGAUGCUGAAAAGAAAGCAAAAGAAAUGGAAAUAAGAUAAUCAUAAGUUAAUAAAGAACUUAAUGAAGCAUUGCCAGCAUUGGAAAAUGCAAAAUAAUGUGUUAAUAGUAUUAAGAAAGAUGAUUUAAAUUAAAUAAGAGCAUUAGGUUCACCUCCUGCAUUAGUUAAAUUAACAAUGGAAGCUGUUGUUUGUGCAAUUAAUUCAUUAGAUAAAAGUCCAGAAUGGAAAGAUGUUUAAAAAUCAAUGGCAAAUAUGAAUUUUAUAAAUAAUGUGAUAAAUUUUAAUACAGAAACAAUGCCUGCAAAAGUUAAGAAAUUUAUAUUAACUAAAUAUUUAUCAGCUUAAGAAUGGAACAUUGAUAGAAUCAAUUAUGCAUCAAAAGCAGCAGGACCAUUAGCAAUGUGGUUGGAUUCAUAAUUAAAAUAUGCAGAUAUAUUAUAGAAAGUAGAUCCAUUAAAAUAGGAAGUAGCUAAACUUUUAUAAGAAAGUGAUGAAUUAAACAAAUAAAAGAAAAUUUAUGAUGAUGAGGUUGGAGCAGCUGAAACUAAGAUUCAUAAUCUAUAAUAAGAAUAUUCUGAAUUGAUUAGCUAGAAAGAAUCAAUUAAAUCAGAGAUGUUAAAAGUUUAAGAGAAAGUAACAAGAUCUUAAGCUUUAUUAACUGAUUUAAGUGGAGAAAGAAUUCGUUGGGAAGAAGCUUCAUAAAACUUUAAGAAUUAAUUAGCUACAAUGAUAGGAGAUGUUCUAUUGUCAUCAGCUUUUCUAUCUUAUAUUGGUUUCUUUGAUCAUUUUUAUAGGAAGGUUGUAAUAAAUACUUGGAAAGAUUACCUUUAGAAUUAAGCUAAUAUAUCAUAUAGAUAGGAUUUGUCUUUAAUUGAAUUCUUAUCAAAACCUUCUGAUAGAUUAAAUUGGUAAUCACAUACUUUACCUUCAGAUGAUUUAUGUAUGGAGAAUGCUAUCAUAUUGUAUAGAUUUUAAAGAUAUCCAUUGGUAAUUGAUCCAUCAGGAUAAGCUUUGUCCUAUAUCUCAUCAUUAUAUAAAGAUAAGAAAUUAGCUAGAACUUCAUUUACAGAUGAAUCAUUUUUAAAGACUUUGGAAACAUGUUUAAGAUUCGGUUGUCCUUUAUUAGUAUAAGAUGUAGAAAAGGUAGAUCCAAUUUUGAAUUCCGUUCUUAAUAAUGAAACAUAUAAGACAGGUGGUAGAGUAUUAAUUAGAGUUGGAAAUUAGGAAAUAGAUUUUUCAUAAGGUUUUACAAUGUUUAUGAUAACCAGAGAUAGUACAGCUAGAUUCACUCCUGAUUUGUGUAGUAGAGUUACUUUUGUUAAUUUUACAGUCACUUAAAGUAGUUUAUAAGAAUAAUGUUUGAAUAUAUUCUUGAGAAAUGAAUCACCAGAAACAGAAGAAAAGAGAUUGAAUUUAAUGAAAUUAUAAGGAGAGUAUAUAGUUAAAUUGAGAGAGUUAGAAGAUUAGUUGUUAGAUUCAUUAAAUAAUAGCAGAGGAUCCAUAUUGGAAGAUGAAAAGGUUAUAUAAACUUUAGAGAAAUUAAAGAAAGAAGCUGCUGUCAUUGUAUAAGAAAUGAAGUAAGCUGAUACAAUUAUGAAUGAAGUCAUGAAUACAACACAUUCAUAUGUUCCUUUAGCCAGUACGACUUCAAAGAUUUUCUUUAGUUUGACUUCUUUAGCAAAUAUACAUUAUUUGUAUUAAUUUUCUUUGUAAUUCUUUAUGGACACAAUUUACAAUGUUUUAAAUAAAAAUGAUUAAUUGUAAAAGAUUCCAAAGUAAGAUUUGAUAAAGAGAAGAAUUCUGAUAUUUAAUGAAAUGUUUAAAGAAAUAUAUAAAAGAAUGAACUUUUCAUUGUUAUAAGAAGAUAAGUUAGUGUUUGCAAUAACUUUAGCUUAAGUGAAAUUGGGAGAUAAUAAUCUAGGUUAAGAAUUCUUGAAUGUAUUUAAACCACCUACAGUUAUGGAAACUUCAUUAUCAAAUAAUAUAUUAUAAGGAAAGAUGAGUAUUUAAUAAUUGAAAUAAUUGGAAGGAAUAACUUAAUAGAAUGCAACAUUUAAUAGAUUAAUGGAUAAUUUAAAUAAUAAUUAAGAUCGUUGGAUAAAUUUUUUAAAUGAUGAAGUUCCUGAGAAUGAUAUCCCAACAUAAUGGUAUAAUGAAGUAUAAAGAGAUGAUUUAGUGAAAUUAGAUUGGGUAGAUAGUAAAUAAUUAAAGAGAUAAUUGGAUGAUUUGCAUAUUCUAAGAAUAUUUAGAGCAGAUAGAUUCUAAAUAAUGGCUAGAAAAUUGAUUAAUUAAAUAUUAGGAGAUGGUUUUAUGGAUGAGUAGACAGUAGAUAUGAAAUUGGUUGUAGAAAAAGAAGCAUCAAAUAAAAUUCCAAUUCUUUUAUGUUCAGCUCCAGGAUUUGAUCCAUCAUUCAAAGUUGAAUAAUUAAGUAGAGAAAUGGGUAUAAAAUUGAGUAGUGUUGCUAUAGGUAGUGCAGAAGGAUUUGAUUAAGCUGAAUAAGCAAUUACAUAAAGUGUUAAAUCAGGAUCUUGGGUAAUGUUGAAGAAUGUUCAUUUAGCUACUAGUUGGCUUAAUGAUUUAGAAAAGAAAUUAUUUAGAUUAACUCCAAAUCCUAAUUUUAGAAUAUUUUUAACAAUGGAAUUUAAUCCAAAAAUACCAACUACUUUAAUUAGAUAAUCUUAUAAAUUAGUUUUUGAACCACCUGAUGGUAUUAAGGCAUCAUUAAUUAGAACUUUUAAAACUGUUUUAUCCUAAUAAAGAACUGAUAAAUAACCUGUUGAAAGAGCUAGAUUACAUUUCUUAUUAGCUUGGUUACAUGCUGUUAUUUUGGAAAGAUUAAGAUUCACUCCUAUUGGAUGGAGUAAAACAUAUGAAUUCAAUGAAGCUGAUUAAAGAUGUUCAUUAGAUUUAAUUGAUGAAUAUGUUGAUGCAUUAGGAAUUAGAUAAAAUAUAGAUCCAUCUAAAUUACCUUGGGAUGCUUUUAGAACUAUAUUGACAUAAAAUUUAUAUGGUGGUAAAGUAGACAAUGAAUAUGAUUAAAAGAUUCUAUAAUCAUUGGUUGAAUAAUUCUUUACUGAAUCAAGUUUCAAUCAUAAUCAUCCACUAUUUUUCACAUUAGAAGGAAAAGAAGCUAUUACAGUUCCAGAAGGUAGAACAUAUAUGGAUUUUAUGUAAUGGAUUGAAAAAUUGCCAAAAACAGAAAGUCCAGAAUGGUCAGGAUUACCUUCUAAUGUAGAAAGAGUAUAAAGAGAUUAAUUAACUCAAAAAUUAAUUACAAAAGUUUAAAAUCUAUAAUAAGAAGGAGAAGAAGAAAUUACUUAAAUUGAAGUUUAAACAGAGAAAACUUAAAAGAAAGAAAAUAAGAAAUCUGAUUAAGUUCAAUGGCUUUAAGAUCUUUUAGAAAAAGUAGAAAAAUUCAAAGUUAUUUUACCUUAAAAAAUAUUACCUUUAGAAAGAACUGCUGAUUCUAUUAAUGAUCCAUUAUUUAGAUUUUUAGAUAGAGAAAUUACUGUUGCAUCUAAAUUAUUAAAAGCUGUAAGAUAGAAUAUUGAAGAAUUAACAUAAUUAGCAUAAGGCAAAAUCUUAGCGACAAAUUUAUUAAGAUAAUUAGCCAAAGAUGUUUUUAACAAUAUUAUACCAUCAUAAUGGAAUAAAUAUAAUGUUAUUACAAUGCCUUUGAAUGAUUGGGUUGGUGAUUUUAAAAGAAGAAUAGAUUAAUUUAAUCAUUUAGGAAAAACUAAAAACUUUUAGUAAGGUAAUGUAUGGUUUGGAGGAUUACUAUUUCCAGAAGCUUAUUUAACAGCAACUAGAUAAUAUGUAGCUUAAAGAAAUCAAUGGUCCUUAGAAGAAUUAGAACUAUUGAUUGUUCCUGAACAUUUAGGAGUUGAUGAUGAUUCUUUUGUUAUUGAGGGUGUCUCUAUGGAAGGAGGACAUUUGGAUUCCAAAACUUUACAAGUCUCCAUUGUUAAUGAAAUAUCCUUUGCAUUAAAACCUAUCAUCUUAAAAUGGUCAAAGACAUCCCAAAAAGGAGUUAUUGCUGAUGAUGAAAUAGUUUUGCCUGUCUAUUUGAAUAAAACAAGGAAGAAUCUUAUAUUCUCCCUUAAAGUCAAAAUGGGCAGACUUAAUAGAUAUACUCUCUAUCAGAAGGGACUAUCAUUUAUCCUCUUCAAUUGA
Paramecium sonneborni is the source of this 13651-nucleotide messenger RNA. NCBI's taxonomy places the organism in Eukaryota, Ciliophora, Oligohymenophorea, Peniculida, Parameciidae. The record is from the annotation of a GenBank genome assembly.